UGAGAUCAUUUCUGUCUAUACUGGUGCGGCCUACGCUCUCUGGUUUAUUACAAUAUUAGAGUAUAGCACCUCGCUGAUACAGAAAACAACCCCCAGUCGGACUGUCUUGUACUCGACACCAUCAUCAUCAAGACCCAAGAAUACCUCCAGACAAAAUGUCGGACCACCCGAAUCCUAUAUUUACCCAUUACACCUUCGCGGACGCCAUCAAAGAGCUCCCCAUCCUCGCUCUCUUCGCCAAAGCAUCCGAGCUCCAAAACUCCAUCGCCCACCUGCACCGCUCCAAUGAUGAAAUGAAAGCAUUCGUCGCCGAAUCCUGCGACUCGGAAGAGGACAAACGCGAAAUUGAAGACUAUGUAUCAGAGAAUGAGGGUGUUCUCGCAAAGUUCACCGAGCGCAUUGCGUUGUUGAAGGCGGAAGUGGAGAGGCGGGGUCAGCGAUGGAUUGAGGUUGCAAACAUGAAUGGGACGGAUACAAAUAAGGAGAAUGCAGAUGCGCAGCCAUCAGAAGCUCAGCUGGCGAUUAACGGGACCGUCGGCAACGAGGCGCAUCAUAACGAUGCAGACCAAGAGACGGGAAAUAGAGACGCAAGCGCAGGACAAAACGGGAUCUACCUGUGAUUCUCGGUUCACUUGUCCAAUACUUUGGGACCGACUCGUACAUAUCAUUCGCAUGGGCAUCUAGGGAAAAUCGUGUUAUGGAUCAUCAACGAUUUAAAUGGGGGUUAUUGAGUUUCAGCCAAUAAUUAGUCUUGCGUCUGUCUAUUCACUCGCGGUGUUUUGACGAAACUGAAUCGCACAACGUACCUAUCAAAGUCGAAGUGAGCUCGAAGGGUCAUGGUUCAGUUGACGCCGUCGGAUGCUAGAGCUUUACGGCGACUACACAUCAGGAUUCAGCAAAUCACGUUCAAGGGCAAGGCCAAAAAGUCAAGUCAUUUCCACAUUACGCUAUACCUAGCAGAAACAAAGAAACAAAAACAGAGCUUCCAUCCAACGAAGAACCUUCGCCAUAAGGCUAUGCACUAUGUAUCUGACUAGGCUGAAGAACACAAUCAUGCCUAGAUGUAGAUAAUGACGAAAAACAUGCAACCCUGAUCUCAA
Messenger RNA from Aspergillus ruber CBS 135680, 1100 nucleotides. RefSeq lists its product as uncharacterized. Bases 156 to 620 code for a protein of 154 amino acids. Gene Ontology annotation, molecular function: protein-macromolecule adaptor activity. The record is from RefSeq and is a predicted model, not a curated record. The transcript is spliced from 2 exons. Gene Ontology annotation, biological process: proteasome regulatory particle assembly. NCBI's taxonomy places the organism in Eukaryota, Fungi, Ascomycota, Eurotiomycetes, Eurotiales, Aspergillaceae.